Messenger RNA from Schistosoma mattheei, 3100 nucleotides. NCBI's taxonomy places the organism in Eukaryota, Metazoa, Platyhelminthes, Trematoda, Strigeidida, Schistosomatidae. The record is from the annotation of a GenBank genome assembly.
GGAAGGGCGGGGAGUUUGGUUGUCUUUGAUUUUAGUGUUGAUUAUGUCAUGGGAUUGUUUCGAUUGUUUGAAGGAUAUAAUCUGUACUCAAUGGGCGUUAGUUACUUUAGUGCUUUUGUUGUUCGCAGUCUACAUAACCCCAAAAGUUCUGGUUAUUGUUCUAACGACAUUUCUUAGUAAAUUUAUUCCAUGUAUCCUCACCGUUCAAAGGUUUGGAUUUAUUUGGGCACGUGGGGUUACUCUCACUUUCAUAAACGGAGAGUGCAUGUAUGUGGAUUCUAUAUAUUUUAGCAGUAGCUUAUGGAAUCCUAAAGCUAAGACUUUGUUGUCUGCUUGGAUAACUGGUGCUAAGUUUUGUGUGACUGACACCGGUCUUUAUGGUAUUAUCAAAUUAAUGCAGCGCAAAGGUGACGGCAUCAGAACCCGUCUGAAUAAAGGCUUUAUGUCAUGGAAAAUAAGACUGGUUUCGUUCAUUUCAAUUGAUAUAUCAUCCAUACAAAUAGUAGUAUUAUCGACCACAUUUCUGGAUGAUGCUUUAUAUUUGAAUUAUAAAAAGACUGAGGAUGGUGCACUCAAUAAUAACAGUAAUAGAUCUGCCUGUCAUCAUUGCUUAAUUCAUAUCAAUGAUUUAAGUGAUGUUUACCAACCUAUUCAAUUUAAUCGUCAAACAUGCUUCCGUUUGAAUAAAACUAGUAAAUUGGCUUUAACUCUACGAAUGACAAAGUUAAGAAUGUUAUUUCAUAUCAGUAUGAGACAGGCUCAUGUAAAUCUACAUGUAUCCCAUAUUUGUGGAAAGUUACUAUGUAUACCUGUGUUCAUGGAAACUUGGUUAAGUGAUGAUUUAUUCAGUAAAAAUUGGAAUGUUAUCUUUGAAAACGCUCACAUAUUGGGUCAUCUUCGUUUACAAUUGUCCACCAAUAUUUCAUUGGAAUGCCGAAAUUUCAAUAAUGCAACACUGUCAUCAUUAAAUGGUUGGUUCGUAAAAUCGGUCGAUUUAAAAUUGUAUGGACUACGUACUGUAAUUUUAGAAGAGCUUAUAGAUUUGUUGAGUUGGAAACUUUAUACAAAUCAAACAUCUAUCUUAACCACACAAAUGUCAUCGCUUACAUCAACGUGUCCUCAUUGUCAUCAGUUUACCAUUAAGCAUCAAGAGGAUACUUUACAAAUGCUGGGGCAUUCAUCAUUUCCUUUUAAAAAUAAUAAAUCUUGUUAUUUGAAACAAACAUCAGAGAAUAUUAUAUCCGAUAAUUCAUUAAAAUCAAAUUUUCAAUGUGUUCAACAAUAUUUGAAUUCCGUAAAAUUGUGCAUUUCGUUCUUACCGUUACAAUUGUUCAGUUUCAAUCAUAAUCAUUUUGAACAGAUACAACCACAAUUCUCCUCCUCCUCAUCAUCAUCAUCAUCAGUAACAAGUUCAGUUGUACCUGAGAUGGGAUUCUAUUUUGAAAUAAUUAGAUAUUCAUUUAAAAGAAGUCUCCAAUUCUAUUUCACUUCGUCUCAUUUAUCUAUGGAAUUCAAUGUGCCUAAUUCUAUAAAAUGUAAUCAAAAUGUUGAAACACUUCAGACGACAUCUGAUUUUUACACAUCAUUACAUUCAUUAUCUUUACCAAUAUCACGAAUAAUCCCAUCAAAUCUGUUGAAUGAUGAUAAUAUUGACAGUAAAAUUCUAUUUAAUCAUUUCAUUUUAUUAAAUUUUCGAUUUUGUUUGAAUGAUUUACGCUUAUUAAAUGGUUGGAAUUCACAGGCUAAGCAUUGUUUAUUAGAUGCUAGGAUAUAUUUAAUAGAAGCAACCGAGCAACUCGAAUCAUCUAUUUGUAAUCUUUAUUUGAAUAUUUUACACUCAUCAAUAUUUUAUAUACAUGAUAAUAUAAUGGAAAUGAAUUUUUAUAGAAAAUUAUCAUCUAUCUGUUAUUUGUUUGGAAUAUGGUGUAAAACAUUAUAUGGAAAUUAUAAUUCUAUUAAUAAUCAUCCAAUUAUACCUAUAACCAAUAUUGAGUCACAUAAUUAUCCAAAGAACAAUACAGAUUCAAAACAGUUUAAUUUUAUGGCACAAGAAAGCUUGUCUAGAAGAAAGUUCUUUCGAUUAAUUGAGUAUCUUGGUUUGAAUACACGUCAGUUAAAUGUACGUAUUUACUUUGGUGAUGGUGGUGGUUCUCGUAUUGCAGUACGUAACGAUAACAUCAAUACCGGUAGUACUAGUAUUAUUCAUCAUAAUGCAGAAGGAUCUGGAGCAUCUGACAGUACUAUCAGUGAUGAUAAUUCUGGCGGUGGUGUUAUUACUGCAGAUUGUAAAUCAUUGAAUUGUACUGAUGAUUUUAAUACAGAACAACGCUAUCCUGAUCAUAAUCAUAUUGGAAUGAUGGGAAGAUUGAAAAGUAGAAAAAUCCCAAAAAUUUUACUUGUACUCAUUCCUCAUUUAAAGUCACCUGGAUUACAGUUCGGUUUUACAAAUUCUCUUGUAAAUCUUCAAUUUGAUUUUCAUGAAUUAAAUCUGAAAAAACCAUUUGAUUUGUUGAAUCUAACCGAUUUAAAUUUAACGCUAUCGAAUUUUCAUGUUUGUUUAUUGGAUAAAAUUCAUGAAUCUAUUGUUAGUGGGACAGAUACUUCACAGGCACCGUCAUCAUCAUUAUCCUGUUUACAUAGUCUUUAUUCUGUUCGUUGUAAUCAGUCCACUGUUAUUUAUUCAUUAAUACAUGAAUUGCCUACUUUAAAUAAUCAUCAUUGGGAUGACCUGUUCUAUGUACAUGGAAUCGAUAUUUGGAAUCACAAAUAUCAAAUUAGUUUUAAAUCCACCAUAUUGCAAAUAGAAUGGCCAUCAUUUAAAAUGAAUGAAUUAAUUAAUUAUAUACAUUGGGAUUAUUCAAAUGAGAAUGUUUAUCAGUGUUAUAAUAAUCAUGUCAAGAAAUUGUCAACAAAUCGAUCCUCUUCAAUUCAGUCUUAUUUUACAGAAAAUUACCUGAAUAAUCCAAUUCAUUUUGAUGGAUUUUUAGAGAAUAUCAACAUUUUUUUAAUAAACAGUAAUAAUUCAUUUCUUAUGCUACGUGUAGAUAGCCAACGUUUAUUGCACAAUUUCGUUCAAUUAAUCCUAUAUAUCAACCAUUGA